AUGAAGAUAAUCUGUCAUUUUGGGCCGCCGCCGCCGUUUUCGGCCGGCCGCCCGUUGCGGUUUAGCGGCCGCCGUGACCCCGCCCUGUCCGGUUUAGCGCGUCCAGAUCCGGUUUGGUGUGCUGAGCCAUCCCCGAAGAGGAACUGCCGCCGUCCACCGCCCGUCGUUGGACCGCCGCAUCUAUAUAACUAUCGAGUGCGUCGCUCGACGACGACUGCUCCUUCUUCCCUUCGCAACACUGCCCCCCUCCCCCUGUUUUUUCGCCCCCAUGCCGCGGUGAAACGCCAAUCUCCGACCGUCCGCCGAAUUGCCCCGUCGCCUUCAGCCCGUCCGGAAAUUUCUGAUCGUCACACGACCCGACGUGUCCACUCCUCGGCUUGA
Penicilliopsis zonata CBS 506.65 is the source of this 381-nucleotide messenger RNA. RefSeq lists its product as hypothetical. The coding region runs from base 1 to 381 and encodes 126 amino acids. The record is from RefSeq and is a predicted model, not a curated record. Lineage: Eukaryota; Fungi; Ascomycota; Eurotiomycetes; Eurotiales; Aspergillaceae. The transcript is spliced from 2 exons.